Anguilla anguilla (European eel) is the source of this 4740-nucleotide messenger RNA. RefSeq names its product abl interactor 2. The record is from RefSeq and is a predicted model, not a curated record. Bases 822 to 2267 code for a protein of 481 amino acids. Gene Ontology annotation, molecular function: SH3 domain binding. The transcript has 12 exons. Gene Ontology annotation, cellular component: lamellipodium. Lineage: Eukaryota; Metazoa; Chordata; Actinopteri; Anguilliformes; Anguillidae.
GCUUGUAUUGCACUUCACGAGUGGCGAAAGCGGGGGUUGGUGGUUUUUCCACAGUGUGUGGCUGAUCCGGGUUAUUGGCGUGCUGUGUUAUGGAGAUUCAAGUAGCUAGUUAGUAAGGGACUUCGCUGCGUUAUAUUGACAAUUCCUGUGAAACUGUCCCGUAUAUGAGCCGUUGGCUGCCAGUGUUACCUGUGGUAAAAAUUACACUUCACACGUUUCACAAUGCAGUCUUUUUUUUUAAAGAAGGGACUGAAUAAGUAACUGGAUUGGCUAUCAUUUGCGAGAGAAAUUAUUUCUCGGGAUGCAGUGUAGCUCUAUCGAGGUCCGGCGGUUUCGCGAAUGUUAAGCAAAGCUGACGUGCUAACUUCAUGUGACGUUUCAAGUGGGAUAUCAAUGCAACCAUAAUAUGCACUAGUUUAUGGGAAGAUAUGUUCGUAACAAACUAUGCUAGCUUUCUGUGUGUCAGCGACGGCAAGCUAGCUUGAUAGCCAUGUUGAAUUAUACAAGCUGGGGGGCUAGCUAAUGGAAUUGACUGGGGGAUGGCUGGGUGCAUGUGGAAACGCUCGGCAUCCAAAGUUCGCGUGUGGAGCAAGCAAUCGUCUGGCAGCUGGUUUUUUGCCAUGUAAGCUCCCCCCAGUCUAGGGCGAAAUUUGCCAUGAAAUGCGGUCAUGACUUCCGAAGCACAGGAACUUUGAAGGAUCUGAAUCCGUAUUUUGUCGCCCGAUAAGCACAGAGCCUUCGAGGAAACCAAAAACUACACCACGCAGUCCCUGGCCAGUGUGGCCUACCUGAUCAACACCUUGGCCAACAAUGUCCUGCAGAUGCUGGACAUCCAGGCGUCCCAGCUGCGCCGCAUGGAGUCAUCAAUCAACCACAUCUCUCAGACAGUGGACAUCCACAAGGAGAAGGUGGCUAGGCGGGAGAUUGGCAUCCUGACCACCAAUAAGAACACCUCCCGCACACACAAGAUCAUCGCACCAGCCAAUCCAGAGAGGCCCGUGCGCUACAUUCGCAAGCCCAUCGACUACAAUGUGCUGGACGACAUUGGCCAUGGGGUGAAGUGGUUGCUUAGGUUUAAGGUCAGCACUCAGAACAUGAAGAUGGGCGGUCUCCCGCGCACGACCCCGCCCACCCAGAAGCCGCCUAGCCCGCCCAUGUCGGGGAAGGGCACUAUUGGGCGGCACUCCCCCUAUAGGACCCUUGAGCCAGUGCGCCCCCCUGUGGUCCCUAACGACUAUGUCCCCAGCCCCACGCGCAGCAUGGGCCCAGCACAGCAGAGCCCCGUGCGCACGGCUUCAGUUAACCAGAGGAACCGCACGUACAGCAGCAGUGGCAGCAGUGGGGGCAGCCACCCCAGCAGCCGCAGCAGCAGCCGAGAGAACAGUGGGAGUGGCAGCGUGGGCGUGCCCAUCGCCGUGCCAACCCCCUCCCCUCCCAGCGCCUUCCCAGCAGGGGCUGCCGGUACCCCUCCUGCUCCCCCCAAUUCUGCUCCCACUCCCCCCUCUGCUGCCCCUCCCGUCCCGCCCAACGCCCCUCCUAACGCUCCACCUAACCCCCCGCCUCCGACCCCUGACCCCUCUCCGGCCCCACCCGCCGAGACCCCCCCUUCCUCUCAGCCCCCCCCUCCUGCCACCGCCGCUGCCGCCACCUCUGGCAGCACCACCUCCCCCACGCCAGGCAACGCUCCUCAGUUCUACAGCAUGAACAGGCCGGGAUCCCGACACAACAGCGCCUCGGCGGGGGGGUCCCUGCCGUACCGCCGCCCUCCCUCCGUGACUGGCCAGCCGAACCCGCCCCAAAAUCAGGUCAACGGAGGGCCGUACUACAACCAGAGCCAAGCUCCUCCGCCCCCCUCCAUCCUGCAGAUCACUCCCCAGCUUCCCCUGAUGGGCUUCGUGGCUCGGGUUCAAGAGACCAUCUCGGACGCCCCGCCCCCACCGCCCCCCACAGAGGAGCCGGUGUUUGAGGAGUCGCCCCCGCCGCCCCCUCCUCCGGAGGACUACGAGGAGGAGGAGUCGGCCGUGGUGGAGUACAGCGACCCCUACGCGGAAGAGGACCCCCCCUGGGCGCCACGCACGUACCUGGAGAAAGUGGUGGCCAUCUACGACUACGCCAGGGACAAGGAGGAUGAGCUCUCCUUCCAGGAGGGCGCCAUCAUCUACGUGAUCAAGAAGAACGACGACGGCUGGUACGAGGGCGUGAUGUGCGGCACCACCGGCCUGUUUCCCGGCAACUACGUGGAGUCCAUCAUGCACUACGCCGACUGAGCCCCAGGGGGCGCCCUCACCCCCACACCUGCUACGCAUGCAGAUCUGUACACAAUACACACAUGGCCUACAUGUGUUUGUACAUAUCUGUAUGCGUGGUUAUUAUAUAUAUAUAUAUAUAUAUAUGUGUGUGUGUGUAUAUAUAUAUAUAUAUAUAUGUACUGGGGUGGGUGAGUUUGGUUAAUGGUCCAAGACUGCAAUAAGAACGUCCCCUUUGAGUACUGGGGAGUGGAAUUACUUAACAAAUAAUUCAAAAUUCCCACAGAAAAAUAACUAUGGCGAUCACAAAUGCGAUAUCACAUUGAAGGGUACCAUUGUAAUAAAACAGAAAGCAACCACUUUAUCGUUUUUUUUUUUGUUUUUUUUUUUUCUUGUUUGAAUGGGAGAUGAAGAUUGAAGGGAAAUGUGAUGUGAGGACAGAACAAAUCCCCCCCACCCCUACCCCCAGGCUGUCACUCCUGUCUCCUCCCCCUUUCUAACCCCCUCCAUACCAGCUGAAGUGGCGCCUUCGCCCAUGCCAGGUUUGGCCGCGGUCUUGGGAGCGGUGCAUUGUGGGAUGGCAGGUGUGCAGCAUGUGUUUUUUGGGUGGCUUUAACCCCCCCCCCCCCCAGAACUCCUGUGCUCAGAUUUGGGACACUAAAGACGUGCAGAUGUUUUGGAGACUGUUUAGCUUUGAGCGAUGAGCUGAACAGUGGUGAUUGGUUCUUCACUUUUCUUUUUCUUUUACAGUUUCAGUGAAUUCUGUCACAGUGGCAGUUCACGCUCCGCUCUGUCUGUUGACAGGACUGACAGAGACGCACCUGGUCAGAUAGUAAACAUGAUUACACAGUGUGUACAUUAUGGCCUUUUUUAUCUUUUGUGAUUUACAUAAUGAAUCGGUCUUGCACAUUUCGCUUUUCUGUCUUACUUAGAGGACAGGACCCGGUGAACACACACACUCAUACACACACGCACACACACACGCACACACAUGCACACACAUGCACACAUGCAACACUAAAUCCUGUAGAUGACUUGAUGCUUUAUUUUUUUGUUCUAUUUUUUAUUUUAUUAUUCCUUUCAGUAUUUAAGUUGCUUUUGUCUGGUUGCGAGCUGUUGUCGUGUCGUGGUUCAAGCCAAAAUGCCCAUUCGAUUGAGAUGUUGUGUGUAGUAUUACACAAGACUGCAUGCUCUAAUAAAACUCUUAAAUUAUUCAUCUUCUGUUCAUCCCAGCUCUCGGCUUUAUUUGGCUUUGGUUAUCUGCGUAUGUGUUUAGCAGUGGUGGCUAGUAAUAGUAUUCAUGCAAUAGAAGCAUCUGGAAGUAUUGGAGGACAGUCUAGUGCCAUAUUGUAAUGUUUUAAAUGUCCGUGUGAUGCUUUGCAAUACUGCCCCCCUGUACUCCUGUCCAGCUGAAGAAAUACAUCGAAAACAGGUUGAGAUGUUUUCCCUCCCCAGUACUGAAUUUAUCUGCAACAGGAAUAAGCUGUAGUUUUUAAUAUUAAUGUUCUUGGUUUCAAAAUAUUGGGGAUACAUAUUGGGGACAUAAGUUGCACAGCAAAGCUCCAAAAUAAUUUGAUAUUCAUGAGAUUUGAGUUGUAAUUAAACAGAAACUUCUACUUAAUUCAAAAACCUGAAAUAAAAUGAACUUCAUUUUCAUUUUACGGGAUCUACGGUGAGAUAAGGCAGUUGGAGCGGUGGCACUUGGCAAUAAUAACUGGGCAGAGUGUGAACGUUUGAGAAGCUUACGUUUGUAUUUUAGCACCGAAAGCACAUUGUGGGAAGGGCCACGCAGUGCAGUGACGUCUGAAAGACUCGUUUCUGUUUCUCUAUGGCAAUCAGACCUGGGUCACAUACGUAUUUGUUUUGGAUUCAAAUACUUUUCUGUGCUCUUUUGAUCUUGCCUGGCUUAAUUGAGCCUGCCAAUAUGACCAGAAGGCGGGGUUCGCACUUUUGGAGAGUAUUUCAUCGGUUCCAGUACACCCGACAAGAUCAGUAAAGCGUAGAAAAGUAUUUGAAUCCAAAAUAAAUACGUAUUUGACCCAGGUCUGAUGGUAAUCCAGGUAAGAGGAGGAGUCGUCGAGUCAUUUGGCUGGGAAAGGAUCCGUGUUCUGUCAACAUGAAAUGGCACAGAAUCUUCAAACGGAUAAGUUUGUGUUUAAUGCAAAAAAAAAAAAAAAAAAAACAUCUGCCUCAAACUGUUAUGCACAAAAGAGUGAUGUGUAUUUACAUGCUGUAUGUGAAUUUGGAUGGGGGUUUUGCUGUGUCCUGGGGCGGGGUUUCAUCUGUGUUUCAAACCUUGUUCUUGACGGUGGGUCUGUGCUCGUGACUCGUGCAUGUCCUGAUUCUGACCUCUGAGCGUCCAGGACACCUGGCCCUCUGUCCAAACACCUGUAACCUUUAACCUUUGACCCCUUUGGUCAGAGGUCAGACCAGUAACGGGAACAGAACCAACGUUCUGAGAUGAAUACAAUAAAAGGAGACUAUUGGAAAUAAA